AUGUCUAUAAAAAUGUCAGAUAUGGAUCUUGAACACCAUGGUCUCCAAGAAGUAGCGAAUGCUAUGCGUGGUGAUGAUGGACAUCUUGGAAGUGCACAAAAGCGAAAACGUGAAUUAGACUCGAUGGAUGAUGUGAGGCGUGGGAAUAAGCGGGUAUCGCCCAACUUACUAGUUAAUAAGGAUCAUUCUGAUAGUGUUCACUCUCUACAAAGCUACAGCAAUGUAUUACAGCAAGCACACCUUGACAGUCACAACGGUUCAUCUGAACACGUCUCGACAGCAGCAGCAGCUCUUGCAGGGAUUUACCCCCAGAUGACGGUUCCUCAACCUACUGAAGUAUCCUUUGCCGCACAAGGUUCCGAAAAUGACCGAAAUCAUGAAUCAUCUUUCAUGGAUGGAAACCAGCAAGGGCAAGAUGGGUUCAUGGAUAGUCAAAAUCAGCCUGGCGAUCGAGGUAGCAUAUCUAAGCCAGCAGUAGGGUCAGAAGAAUGGCAUAAGGUACGAAAAGACAAUCAUAAAGAAGUGGAACGCCGUCGUCGAGAGACUAUAAACGAAGGAAUCAAUGAAUUAGCCAAGAUUGUUCCUGGCUGCGAAAAAAAUAAGGGAUCUAUUCUCCAACGCGCCGUACAGUUUAUCACUGAGCUGAAGGAAAAUGAAACACAGAAUAUUGAAAAAUGGACACUUGAAAAACUCCUAACUGAACAGGCAAUUGCAGAAUUAAGUGCAAGCAACGACAAAUUAAAGACCGAAUGUGAUAGGGCGUGGCGGGAGGUCGAGACGUGGAAGAAAACAUGUCAAAGUGCUGGGUUAGCACCGAAGAAGGAGGAUUGUGACAUGUAG
This is a messenger RNA of Blumeria graminis f. sp. triticale, 840 nucleotides long. Lineage: Eukaryota; Fungi; Ascomycota; Leotiomycetes; Helotiales; Erysiphaceae. The record is from the annotation of a GenBank genome assembly.